UGAAUAUUUGGUAAAAUGUUGUAUCCUAUGAUCCUGCUUUCUACCACCGCCGCUGUGAUUGCGCUGGUUUUUAAAAAAAGUAUACGGGAAGCACUAUUAUGUUGCUAUGACUGGAUUCUAGGAAUUUGUAGGUGGUGUGAUAAUUGGGAAGUGGGAACAUAUUCAUCGACAUCCAAUUUAAGUCUUGGAAGUAAUACGACUAUAGGAAUUUGUGUUCGAGAGAUUUUACCACAAUCACCACCACCUGAGUGUUGCGUACCACCAAGUAGUCCAGCCUCUUCAGUUGAUGAAGAAUUACCACUUUCAAUAUUGACAACCGUUGAAGAAGAAAGAUCAUCUCAGUUAUCACCAGAAAGUUCUCAACAAGCUAUCGGACUUGCUGCUGAAAGUAUCGCUGAUAUUUGUGGCUCUACCUUUUCAUUGAAUCAAACACCCACUAAAUCAAAGUUAGACAAGAGGAAAUCUGGAAGUUCUGAUAGCUCGUUGAGAUCAAAAAAAAAUUCAGAAGGAAGUAGAGAACCAACUCCAAGUCCCAGUAAAUCAAAACAAAAGAAGAAAGCAGACGAUGUUCAUCUAAACAUUGAGGAGGAUCAAACAUCAUUUACUGUUGUGAAAGAUAAGAAGGGUGGGAAAAAUAAAUCUCCAGAGAAAUUAUCUACACCUGCAUCUGUAAGUCCAGCAAAAGUUUCUCCAAAACAGAGUCAACCAAUAAGAGUUCAACCUAGAGCUUCUUCACCUGAUAUUCAAUCCUAUCAAGUUAAAUAUACAGAUAAACCAAGCAGAGUAGUAGAUAGCGGUAUAAGUUAUGCUCAAGUUGCUUCUUCUUCUCCUCCUGAACCUAGAGUGGAAAUAGCUGUUGAUGCUGAAGCAGCCCUUUUAGCUAUCAAAGAACCUGAGCCUACUAGGCCUCCACUGAGAAGAAGUCAACAAGAUUCUUCAGAAAGUAACUCUGAAGGUCCGCUAAUUUUCCAAACAGAAACUGUAGUACAUAGGACCGAUUUCACAGAAAAUAAAGAAAACACCCAGGAAAAAGCCCAAGAAGAAUCUGAAUCACAGCCUAAAGACUCUGAAAGUAGCAUAGAAGUUAUACAAAGAUCUUCAUUUGAGAGCAGUAGUUUUCAGGAAGAACCUAAUGAAGAAAUUGACAAGGAAUUGAAUCAAGGAGGAAGUGAAAAAAUUCUGACAAAGGAAAAACUCAAAGAAGAAAAAAAUAUUUCACCUGAUUCAACACCUGAAGACUGUAAAGAGGGGACAACUAGUGGAGACCAAUUUGAAACAGAAAUAGAGGGAACAUCAGUAGUUGAGGUUGUCAAUCCACCAACCUUAACAGAAACACCAUAUUCAGGAGAAGAAAGUCAAUGUGAGGUGGGGGAAGUUGGUUUAACUUCACCUGAUUCUACACAUGAUAGUUUAACAUCAGUUGAAUCAUUAAGUUUCAAUAAAAAAAAAGCUUGUUAUCAAUUUGUACAUGCACGUGGAAACUUUCCUAUAGUACCAAAUACAGAGCCCUCUCAGAACACAAUUGCUGAUGUCAGUUCUGACAUUUUAGAUAAUGAGGCAAAGGAUGAGAGCGAUUUAGAAUCGGUUCUGGAUCCUAAAUCAGAGGAUAUAAGCUCAAGAUCUGAUAAUAUUGCCAGUGAAGAUAUAAGUGGACGAUCUAUAUCUAUUGACGUUAGUGAAAGUGAAAACAGUAGAUCUGACAUUGUUGACCAACAGGGUGUUAAAGUUGAGUUACAACCCUGUAGUUCUAAAUCAUUCUCGUCAUCAGUAGAAAAAGACCCGGCAUUGCUUGGCGGCAGAAUAAGCGAUGUAAGUGACCGUAGUUUGGAAUCAGCUGCAAGGAUAAGAAGGAUAAGCGAUUCUACAACAGAAGAACAAAAAUCCGAAAAAAAGGAAUCGGCUGUUGAGGAUUUAGGAAGAACUCCAGUGCGCUCAUGCAGUUUCGAAAAUAAGUCGAAAAAAAAAUCUAAGAAAAGUAAAAAAAGUCGAGGAAAAAAGAGUAAAGCAGAAAAAGAAAAACAAGAAAGGGCAGAAGGUGUAGAACAUAGUCCAGGAGCAGCACAACUGAAUCCUGAAGAAGAGAAUCAGAGUUUACCAGUAGUGAGCGAAGUUGUUGAAGAAGAAAAGGUAAUCAUACAAGAAGAAGCAGAAACCGAGAAUCAAGCUAUAAACAUACCAAAAUUUCUGAGAAUACAGGAGAAAGAUUCAUCUGAAAACAUCUACAGCAAAACUGAAAAUUUGACAGAAGAAAGUCUGGAAACAAAACCAGAAGAAAUUCCAUUCACCGUUGAGAGGAACUUGGUUCAGGAACCAAGCAUGGAAAAGUUGGAAGAAGAACAGCAAAUUAGAGUUUUGAAACUUGGUGAUCCUCCAAGAAAUCAAGAAUGUUUUCUAUACCGGCUGCAGAAGAAUUGGAUUAUAGAAUUCCGUUUGGGACCCACAUUAUUUGGAAGAAAAAUCGACAUCUUCUGUAACUUCCCAGAAGAUAAGGAUGGAAAAUUGAAGGAAUUCGAUAGUACUACUUAUCAGCUCUUGAAAUGGCAGCAAGAUGGGGAAAGUCAAAAUUCUGAUGAUACUGCUUCUUAUGCUCGAAUUGUAUGCAGAAUAUCUGGACGUUUUCAUUAUUACUUCACUGAUAAGAACGACGAAGACCAUUCAGUUUGCGGUUCCGGAUACUUUUUAGUUGAUCCAGAGUUGACAUUCGGUGACAAUGAGCAUUUGCCCUUAAACAGCAUUCAAUGCCAGACUGUUAUUUCCAAACAGUUGGGGCCCUUUUCUUCAUGGGAAUCUAAGUUGAGGGUGUCGAAAGAAACUGGUUAUAACAUGGUUCACUUCACUCCAGUUCAAGCACUUGGAGCUUCGAAUUCUGCCUACUGUAUCAAGGACCAACUUGAAAUCAAUCCCUCUUUCAAAGAAAACAAUGAUCCUCUAGAUUGGGAAGAUCUGAGAGCUCUCAUCGAAAAAAUGAGAAAGGAGUGGAAAAUUAUGUCGAUUUGCGAUGUUGUUCUCAAUCACACGGCAAACGAAACCCCUUGGAUUAAGGAACAUGUCGAAGCAACAUACAAUUGCCAGAGCUGCAAGUAUAUGCGACCUGCCUACCUGCUGGAUGCUGCCCUAUACAUUUUUGAAGAAGACGUGAGAAAGGGGAUGUACGAAACGAGGGGUAUCCCACCUCUCAUCAGUACAGAAGAUCAUUUGAAUGCCAUGCGGUAUCAACUCAAAGAGACUGUACUGAAAGAAUUGAAACUACAAGAGCUUUUCAUAUGUGAUGUUAAUAAAUGUGUGUCGGAAUUCAUGGAGUUGGCACGGCAAAAUCAACCAGGGAAAGAUGCUGAGGAAAAUAUUCAGCUGGAACUUAUCCAAGACGCUGAUUAUAGAAGAUUGGCGUCUUCUGUUAAUAUGGAUCUGGCUAUGAAGAUUUAUAAUAUUUACAGGCCCGAUUGUUUUGAUGAGGAUACUAGAUUGAGGAGGUCCUGUGAAGAAUUCAAGAAAAAAUUAGAUUCCCUCAAUCAGGCUGUUAUAGAUACUGUUCAAGAUCACUUGAACGCUGCCGUUGAGAAUGUUAUUUCAGGUGUUAGGCAUUGGAGAGUGAGUUCAGAUGGUCCAAAACUGGGUGAAAUAAACGUUCAAAAUCCUCUUAUAGGAAGAUAUUUCACUGAUUACGGUGAUCCCAAAAAUUUGAAAGAGUAUGAAGAUAUCAUGUACAGCGAUGAUGGUAGUCUUUUGAUGGCCCACAAUGGUUGGGUUAUAGACAGUGAUCCUCUGGUUAAUUUUGCAAUGCCUGAAUCUAAUGUUUAUAUAAGGAGAGAGCUGAUACCUUGGGGGGACAGUGUCAAAUUAAGGUAUGGAGAAAAACCUUCCGAUUCGCCAUUCUUGUGGGAUAUGAUGAAAAAAUACGUAGAAUUAACAGCGACCAUAUUCCAAGGUGUGAGACUAGAUAAUUGUCAUUCUACUCCACUUUGUGUUGCCGAAUAUAUGAUGGAUUGUGCCAGGAGAGUUAAACCAGACUUAUAUGUUGUCGCUGAACUUUUUACAAAUUCCGGUUCGAAAGAUAAUAUUUUCGUAAAUCGCCUUGGAAUCACAUCCCUUAUCAGAGAGGCCAUGAGUGCCGGUAACUCACAUGAGCACGGAAGGUUAAUCUAUUUGUAUGGAGGAAAUCCUGUUGGAUCAUUCUAUCAACCGAAUGUCCAUUCCUUGACUCCAACACUUGCACACGCUCUCUUCUUUGAUCAAACCCAUGAUAAUGAAAGUCCUGCUGUAGCAAGAUCAGUAUUUAACUUUUUGCCCAGUGCGGCUCUAGUCAACAUGGCCGGCUGCGGUACAGGAUCUAAUAGAGGUUAUGAUGAACUUGUUCCUCAUCAGAUAAGCGUUGUAAAUGAAACAAGGGAGUACACUGAAUGGAACUCUGAAAAUGCUGAUAAUAUUCCAAAAUAUACAUCAUUCAAAUGUGGGAUAUUAGAAGCUAAAAAGGCACUUAACGAUCUUCACUUCCGAUUAGGAUUAAAUGGAUUUGAUGAAGUGUAUGUCGAUCAAAUGGAUCCUGAUAUUGUGGCAGUUACCAGACAUUGUCCGAAAACCCAUCAAAGAUACAUUCUCGUCGCUUUCACUGCUUUCGGUCAUCCAGACAGUGAUUCACAAAGAGAUAUCAGACCUCUCGUAGUUGAGGGAGUAUUAGAUGAGAUCAUACUAGAAGCUACUAUGAGUCAUUUUGAGUUGAGUAAUGGAGGUUCUAAAUACGCCCGUCAUAAUAAUUUCACAAAGAAUAACCAUUACAUAAAUGGUUUAUCCGAAUAUGUGUUGCACAUGAAGCAGCAUGUUCAGUUGAAAGAUUCCGAAGUUUUUGAAGAAACAUCAUCUGGAAGUCCAAACGAGAUUGCUCUCAAAUUCAAGAACUUCCAGCCAGGAUCCAUUGUAAUCAUAAAAGUUUCACUUCCAAGAGCUGUAUCCGAAGCUGUUGCUGAAGUGAGAAAAUUAGCAGAUCAAUUUUCAUCUACUCAGGAAACAGACUUUAAACGCGUGAUAAAAAAAUUAGAGCUGCGCGAUUUGAACAGAGUAUUGUAUAGAUGCGAUCAGGAGGAAAGAGAUGAAGGCAAAGGUUUUGACACAUAUGAUAUACCAAAUCAUGGAAAACUGGUUUACGCUGGGCUUCAAGGAUUCAUUUCGUUACUGUCUGAAAUCAGGCCGAUGAACAACUUGGGACACCCAAUGUGUGAAAAUAUAAGACAAGGAGAUUGGAUGAUUGAUUAUAUCUACCAGCGUUUGAAGUUAGAUGAAGGCACUGAGGAAUUAGGAACUUGGAUUGAGAAAAACACGAAGUCCUUCAAGGUUUUACCCAAAUAUUUGAAACCAGCAUAUUUUGAUCUGAUUUUUACUAGAAUUUAUGAUUCUCUACUUGAACAUUCUUAUAAUUUGAUGUCCAGCUUCGUAAAGAAAGGAUCUAAGUUCGUCAAGGCUCUCUCCAUGGGCUCAAUUCAGUUUGCAGCUUACAUAAGCUCUGCAAAUUUGCCAACGUUAUCUCCCAAUCUAGCACCGCCUAAACCUCCAUGCAGGAAAGGCGCAGAUGGAAAGGAAACACAGGUUUGCGCGUCUCUCAGUGCGGGUUUGCCCCAUUUCUCCGUCGGUUACAUGAGAAACUGGGGAAGGGAUACUUUUAUCGCUCUCAGGGGACUACUCCUACUGACUGGAAGGCAUCAAGAAGCUAGAUAUCACAUACUUGCCUAUGCGGCUUGCUUACGACACGGUCUGAUUCCCAAUCUGUUAGAUGGGGGACGUAAACCUAGAUACAACUGCAGAGACGCAGUCUGGUGGUGGCUGUACUGCAUCAAAUGUUACACGGAAGAAGUUCCAGAUGGCAUUAAAAUUCUGGAGGAUAAAGUAUCCCGCAUCUUUCCGACCGAUGAUUCCCCGCCUCAGCAACCCGGCGCAAUGGAACAAAGUCUGCAGGACGUGAUGCAGGAGGCGCUCAACAAACAUUUGCAAGGCUUGACUUUCAGAGAAAGGAACGCCGGUAGGGAAAUCGACGAUCAGAUGAAGUGGAACGGUUUCAACAACCAGAUAGGGGUAGAUCCCAAAACCGGAUUCGUCUUUGGAGGGAAUGUAGACAACUGCGGUACAUGGAUGGACAAAAUGGGUUCUUCGGAGAAAGCGGGCAUCAAGGGAAAACCAUCCACGCCCAGAGACGGAUCGGCUUGCGAAAUUGUUGGCCUGUCGAAAUGCGUUGUAACUUGGCUUGGCCGCUUACACGCCAAGGGACUGUACAAGUACGAAAGCGCUGAGAGGAAAAACAGUAAAGGCAAACCGACGAGAUGGACCUACCAUUUUUGGGCCUUCAACAUAAAAGAGAACUUCGAGAAACAUUUUUGGGUAAACGAGGAGCCCACCGAGGGAGAAGAAAAUCAGGAUGUGAUAAACAAGAGGGGCAUCUACAAGGAUUGUCACGGUUCAGCUGUGCAAUGGACUGAUUAUCAACUUCGAUGUAAUUUCCCGAUUGUUAUGGUGGUGGCGCCGGAAUUGUUCGAUCCACAGCACGCUUGGACAGCUCUACAGAAAGUUGAGCAAUACUUAUUAGGGCCUCUUGGUGUGAAAACUUUAGAUCCGGAGGAUUGGUCUUAUAGAGCCGAUUAUGACAAUUCAAAUGACUCAGAUGAUCCAACAGUGGCUCACGGUGCCAACUAUCAUCAAGGACCAGAAUGGGUAUGGCCAAUAGGUUACUUCUUAAGGGCAAAAUUACACUUUGCUGCCAAAAAUAAAAAACUUAAGGAAACUAUAGCAGAAACGAAAUAUAGGUUAUCACGUCACUUCACAGAAUUAAUGACGUCGGAGUGGAGAGGUCUGCCAGAAUUAACAAACAAUAAUGGAGCUUUUUGUAAGGAUAGUUCCAGAACACAGGCUUGGAGUAUGGCUUGUGUGUUAGAAGUUCUUCACGAUUUGCAAAAGAUCGAGUCUUCCAUAAAAUAACAAAAUUUUAAGAAGUUAUGUGCAAUAGUCAGUUUUAACCUUGUGAUCGAUGUGUUCCGUAGUAUAAUGUAACUCUAAUUUAAUUAUUGUAGUUGUAGGUGAAUAUUUUUGAAGGAAUCAACUUAAAAGUGAACAACAAUAAGUAAAUUAUUAUAAACAAUUCAAUAAGAUUAAAGUGUCAAUUGAAAUGGUAAUUUUCAAGGAAAUAUUGCAAUAUCAAAAUUUUCAUAUUUUAAGUGAUAAGAGUUACCAUUGAAGAAAAAUAAAAUAUUAUACAAUAUAAAA
Coccinella septempunctata (seven-spotted ladybird) is the source of this 7242-nucleotide messenger RNA. Its product is annotated as glycogen debranching enzyme. Lineage: Eukaryota; Metazoa; Arthropoda; Insecta; Coleoptera; Coccinellidae. The transcript is spliced from 26 exons. The record is from RefSeq and is a predicted model, not a curated record. Gene Ontology annotation, molecular function: 4-alpha-glucanotransferase activity; amylo-alpha-1,6-glucosidase activity. Gene Ontology annotation, biological process: glycogen catabolic process; glycogen biosynthetic process. Bases 16 to 6957 code for a protein of 2313 amino acids.